Messenger RNA from Alnus glutinosa, 1074 nucleotides. Its product is annotated as ATP synthase subunit O, mitochondrial. Gene Ontology annotation, molecular function: proton-transporting ATP synthase activity, rotational mechanism. NCBI's taxonomy places the organism in Eukaryota, Viridiplantae, Streptophyta, Magnoliopsida, Fagales, Betulaceae. The transcript is spliced from 6 exons. Gene Ontology annotation, biological process: proton motive force-driven mitochondrial ATP synthesis. Gene Ontology annotation, cellular component: membrane. The record is from RefSeq and is a predicted model, not a curated record. The coding region runs from base 145 to 876 and encodes 243 amino acids.
CGUGCGAGGACAGCCAUAUUAGCACCCGCAAAGCCACACUUCCUUUGCAAAAAUCUCUCUCUCGGUCUCUUAGGACAAGAAGAAGAAGAAGAAGAAGAAGAAGAAGAAGAAGAAGAAUCAGAGAAAUUAGGGUUUCGAAGGGAAAUGGCAUUGGCUGGGCGCAUCAGAUCGGGCCUGCCUCUCCUCACCAAGGCUCUCCGCUCCGAUCCCCUCUCUGCCCACAGAUCCGCGCUUACUCUCACCAACUCUGAGUUCUCAAGGAAUUAUGCCACUACCACUGGGCAAAAGGAAGAGAAAAUUAAGGUGCCUCUAGCUUUGUUCGGGGGAUCUGGUAACUAUGCAUCUGCACUGUACCUAGCGGCAGUAAAAGGAAAUGCUCUGGACAAGGUUGAGUCUGAGCUUCUUGACCUUGUAGAGGCUUCUAAGAGAAGUCCCACCUUUGCUCAGUUCACAAAGGACCUCUCAGUCCCAGCAGAUACAAGAGUGAAGGCCCUCCAGGAAAUCUCUGCUGAAGCUAAAUUUUCUGAUCUGACAAAGAAUUUCUUGGUUUUGUUGGCUGAGAAUGGGAGGCUGAGACAUAUAGACAGCAUCGCUAAGAGAUUUGUGGACUUGACGAUGGCUCAUAAGGGAGAAGUGAAAGCUGUUGUGACGACUGUCAUUCCCCUUCCACCAGAAGAGGAGAAAGAACUGAAAGAAACACUUCAAGAAAUAAUUGGAAAGGGAAAGAAGGUUAAGCUUGAACAAAAGAUUGAUCCCGCUAUACUUGGUGGGCUGGUGGUUGAAUUUGAGCUAAAGGUCUUUGAUAUGUCCAUCAAGACCAGGGCACGUCAGAUGGAAAGGUUCUUGAGGGAGCCGAUAAACAUUGGCGCCCUGUAAAAGGUGUUAGCAUCAAUUCCUGCAGAUGCUUAAAGAAGGCAAAGGUUUUUUCCUGUUUGAUUUUGAUGCUUGUAAACUCGAAUAAGAAGCUACUUAUGUCUUCACACUUAUCAUCAGAGCAAUCGAUGGUGGAAUUCUUUUCUUUUGUAUGGAUGAGUAUUUUCACUUAAUGUCAUACUAACAUCCAAGUUCUUUUCA